AUGUACGGGACCAAGCUUGACACCAUACGGAAUAUUCAUAAAAAUGGUAAAGUAGCCAUUCUGGAUGUUGAGCCUCAAGCUCUCAAGGUCUUGAGGACGGCUGAGUACUCACCCUUUGUCGUCUUUAUAGCGGCGCCCAAUCUUCAGGGUCUUCAAGAUCCCGAUGGAAGUCUCGAAAGACUUUUGCGGGAGUCCGAAAUAUUACGACAAGCCUUCGGACACUUGUUUGAUUACGUCCUCGUAAAUAAUGACAUUGAUGAAACUAUUGCACAGCUGGAAAAUAUUGCUGAAAAACUACCACUUUGUCCUCAAUGGUUGCCAGUAUCAUGGGUGUAUUGA
Molecule: messenger RNA, 339 nt
Organism: Cooperia oncophora
Lineage: Eukaryota; Metazoa; Nematoda; Chromadorea; Rhabditida; Trichostrongylidae
Source: the annotation of a GenBank genome assembly